This is a messenger RNA of Gilbertella persicaria, 1605 nucleotides long. RefSeq names its product P-loop containing nucleoside triphosphate hydrolase protein. The coding region runs from base 1 to 1605 and encodes 534 amino acids. Gene Ontology annotation, molecular function: protein binding; GTP binding; calcium ion binding. Gene Ontology annotation, cellular component: cytoplasm; plasma membrane. Gene Ontology annotation, biological process: endosomal transport; endocytosis. The transcript has 5 exons. NCBI's taxonomy places the organism in Eukaryota, Fungi, Mucoromycota, Mucoromycetes, Mucorales, Choanephoraceae. The record is from RefSeq and is a predicted model, not a curated record.
AUGUCUUUAAACUUCAAGAAGAAGCAUGCUGGUAAAGAGCGUCAAGGCUCAAGUCCUGCUGGUUCACAGACAUUUGAGGAUGAUGAAUACUUCAGAGUCAUUGAAGGCAUCAAGAAAGUAAAACAAGUCGAUGCAUUCUUUUGUUGUUCAUCACACGCUUUAGGAUUUCAUUCUGCUCCUUUAACUGAUUCGGAUAUUGAAGCAAAGCCUAUUGUGCUUCUCAUUGGCCAAUAUUCCACUGGUAAAACGACAUUUAUUCGUUAUUUGUUAGACAAGUCCUAUCCAGGAGAACAUAUCGGUGUUGAGCCAACAACAGAUCGAUUUGUGUCUGUCAUGCAUGGAACUGAAGAGCGGGUCAUUCCAGGUAAUGCUGCAGCUGUAAAUCAAGAAUUACCCUUUCGAGGUCUCAAUCGAUUUGGACAAGCCUUUUUAUCUCGAUUUCAGGUCUCUCAAACCAAUUCACCUGUAUUAGAGAAUAUGACUAUCAUUGACACACCUGGUAUUUUAGCAGGCGAUAAACAAUUGAUCGAGCGUGGUUAUGACUUCACCCAAGUGAUUGAAUGGUUUGCUGAACGGGCAGACUUGAUCUUGUUGAUGUUUGAUUCGCAUAAACUGGAUAUCUCGAAUGAAUUCAAGAUGGCUAUCCAUAGCUUACGUGGUCAAGAAGAAAAAGUGCGUGUGGUUCUGAACAAAUCAGACAUGGUCAGUCAACAACAAUUGAUGCGUGUCUAUGGUGCCAUGAUGUGGUCUUUGGGUAAAGUUGUCCAGACACCUGAAGUCAUGCGUGUCUAUCUCAGCAGUUUCUGGACCGAGAAACCACCGAAUUGCUUUGAGGAUUGUCGAGAAUUGAUUGAGGCAGAAUCCAAAGAUCUGUUGCGAGACCUAAAAGAACUCAGGAGAAAUGCUGCUAUUCGUAAAAUCAAUGAGAUUGUCAAGCGAGCUCGUUUAGCCCGUGUACAUGCCUUGAUUGUCUCGAGUCUCAAAAAAGAACUGCCGUCUAUGUUUGGUAAGCGCAAGAAGCAAGAAGCACUCUUGAAGAACUUGGAUCAAGAAUUCAUCAAGAUUCAGAACAAAUACCAUCUUCCUGCUGGUGAUUUCCCUAACCCAGAACGAUUUAGACAAAACUUGGCCUUGUAUGAUAUUGAUAAAUUCAAGAAUUUAAAAGAAGAUUUGAUUAAAUCUGUUGAUGAGGCUUUAGGAACAGAUUUGCCUCGUUUGAUGUCUCAAUUCCCUACAGGUAAUCCUGAACUUCAACAGAGUGAGAGAAACCCAUUCCAGGAUGCCAUGUUGCCUGGUCCUGGUGAAGUCCCUCCUUCUUACUGGCAUUUUGAUUCCAUUGACAAGAAUGCCUAUCUUCAUCGAUUCCAACAAUUAGGUCCUCGUGAGGGUAAAGUGUCUGGUGCUGAUGUGAAACCAAUUUUGAUGGAAAGUGGGUUAGCUAAUGAACAACUCGCUCAAAUAUGGCGACUCUCUGAUUUUGAUAAUGAUGGUUAUAUGGAUUUAGAUGAGUUUUGUAUUGCCAUGCAUCUGAUUAAAGCAGUGCAAAAUGGAGCUCAAUUACCAGAAAAACUACCUAGUACCUUAUUGCCCAAUCGAAAGUUUUAA